AUGGAGGCGGCGGGCGGCAUCGUGGUGCACGACUUCAGCGGGCAGCUGGGCGAGCAGCUCGUGCACUUCCACGCCAUGCGGCUGCGGGACUCGCUCUUCCUGUGGGUGGGCGCCGCGCCCGCGCUCGCCAGCCUCGCCGUGGCCAUGUGCAGCCCCCGCGACAGCGUCCCCGUGUCGGCGUCGCUCCUGGGGGACCCCUCGGACCCGGCUGGCGUAUCCCUGGCCCGGCGUCUAGCCAGCAAGACCAAAAAACAGAUAUUUGUCAGCUACAACCUUCAAAACACAGACAGCAAUUUCAGCUUGCUCAUAGAAAACAGAAUCAAAGAAGAAAUGAUGGCUUUUCCAGAGAAGUUCUGACUGUGCAUCCGUGCAAACUAACUUGAGGCUUUUGUUUCAGAAAAACUGAGUGCAGUUUCUACACUGACAUUAAGUUAAUAAUUUGAAAAAUUGAUUUCUAUUGCUGUGAUUGAAUUUGCAUUUAUUAUUAAAUACUGCAAUGUUGGACCUGGAUUUUCUUCUCCAAGUUUGCUGCUCUGUAAGUAGAGGAUAGACUUGUAAUGUUGAAAUAAACUGCAAGUUAAGAACAUUGUAAGAAUCUGUACAACCAGAGUCUGACCUGCAUUCGGUACAGGAAUUGGUCAGGAAAUGUUUUCCAAAUUCCAACAGUACAGUUAAUUUAUUGUGUAUUAGUAUUCAAACAGUGUUCAAGUGAAAACCUGUGAAUACACCCCAAAAAGCUUUAUCUUUGAUUUUAAGAAUGAGGGGGGAAUUUUUUUUUUUUUUAAACACUGAACAUCAAACAUUGAAACGCUGUGACAGCAAACAGGCAUCAUCUUGCUGUGACUUUCUGGGUCCUGGUGGUUGCAGUGCUGGUGCGAAACACAGGCUUUCCUUCAUCUCUUGAACACCAGGAAGAGUGGAAGGCUCUUGGAGCAACUGAUAAUGCUGUAGGGCUACUAGAAGACCAUCUUACAUGUAAACUGAAUAUAUUUGUUAAAAAAAAAAAAAACAGAGCUGCCACUACUACCACCGAGCACUCUGUUGCUGUUGCUGUAGACAUACUUUUAGUGAAUAGAUAUCCUUUUAAGGUGAAGUUCAGUGUCUGCUGAACAUGCUGCAUGCCGUUUUCUUUUAAUAAGCUCAGCAACUGCAAAUUAGCCAUGCAAAAAAAGGGGACAGCCAGUGGAGCAGUGGGGGUCUGUUGAGGUCAAUGCACGCUGUGCUGUCUCAUACUACCUAUUAGUGCUAGUAAUUUGGAGGAUCGUUGAGGAGCGCAAACUGAUGGAUCGGGGCAAAAUAAAGGGUUUUUCCUUACAAAUCAAGAUCUGAUGCAGAAAAAAGCUUCUGGUAGAAACAGACAAAUUGCACUGCUAGACCAGCUCUUCGUAGGCUACUGCACUAUCCACCUACAAAAGCAUGGAUCAGAACUUACCUUGUUGUGGCCAUCGUCAACAGUUGAAAACUGUAGGCAAAAAUAGAUGAUGUAGAAGAUACAAGCCCUAACUACAGUCAGUCUCAGGACUGAAGGAGUCUCAAACACACUGUGGCUUCAGCCUUGUGUAUUUGACAUGAGAGCACAGGGCCCUUACCUGGAAGAACAGCGGCCAGUCCUUGGCCUCUGUUCAAGUUCGCAGUAAAGAAAAGCAGCUGUUGGAGGCUUCUUUUUCUCUCUUAAUCUAUGCAAGACAGCAAAUAGAAUCAUUCUCCAGUAACUGAAUGUAAAGGAAAAUUAGUUAAAAAUCAAUAUGCUGAUUUCAUUUGCUUGCUUUAAAAUCUGUUGUGUUUGUAGAGGYGGAUAGAAAUGCUCAGGUUGAAGUGACGUUGGCUGCAGUUGGGCUGUUUCACARGUCACUGAGGGAGACGGCAGGCAAAGGGGAAGCAAAGAUGAGAUGUUGAUGAGACAACAUCUUUUUAUUCUGUACAUUUACAUACAAAGUUUUUCAGUAGGUACAACAGAUGUAACAUCAUGCAGACAUUUAGCUUGUAAGACUGUUUUCAGUACUUGCUUUAAGCUUGUGCUAUGAAGAAGCACCACCAGACUAUUCAUGAUCAGAACGUACAGUAACACAAUUCUUUAAAACUUCAUCAGAAACUGAAAUGGGGAGGCAAGUCUCACCCACUAGACAUAACACAC
Nothoprocta perdicaria is the source of this 2134-nucleotide messenger RNA. It is a transcript of the gene PSMG4, whose product is annotated as proteasome assembly chaperone 4. NCBI's taxonomy places the organism in Eukaryota, Metazoa, Chordata, Aves, Tinamiformes, Tinamidae. Gene Ontology annotation, biological process: proteasome assembly. The coding region runs from base 1 to 357 and encodes 118 amino acids. The transcript is spliced from 3 exons. The record is from RefSeq and is a predicted model, not a curated record.